AACUUCGAAAGUAAAACAAUAACAUUGACUUUUCUACAAUUGUGAGCGGUAAAGUUCUAGUUUGAUUAGUAUAAAUUAUGGAAUCAUAAAUAUAAUCGAAGUCUAGCCAUAAAACAUUUUUUUUUAAAAUUAAAAUGGCACGGAAAUUAUUAAAACUCGGAGCUUUAGAGGCAAAGAAAACAGCGUUUUUUUUAUGCGACGUUCAAGAAACGUUCAGACCUCGAAUUAAACACUUCGGGGAAGUGGUAGUGGUCGCAAAUAAAAUGUUAGAUGCAGCAAAACACUUAAAGAUACCGGUUUAUGUAUCAGAACAACAUAUAAACAGUUUCGGUCACACUACCAAAGAUAUAAAUCUAGAUGGAACAUUUGUUUAUCACAAAACUGUUUUCUCCAUGUAUAGUCCAGAAAUCAAGAAGAGAUUGAAGGAGGAUGUACCUAACUUGGGGUCAGUGGUGCUGUUUGGUAUUGCGGCUCAUAUAUGUGUAGAACAAACAGUGAUGGACUUGCUUCAUGAAGAUAUCAAUGUUCACAUAUUAGCCGAUGGUGUAUCGUCGCAAUCACUGAUGGAUAGAGAUCUUGCUUUACAGCGAUUUCAAUCUAUGGGAUGUUUUGUGGCUACAUCAGAGAAUGUACUAUUUAAGUUAUUAGGGGACAUGAGUCAUCCUGCUUUUAAAGAAGUAACAGCGCUAAUUCAAAAUGAACCGACGCCUGAUAAAUUUGGUGCAACAAAAUAAUAUUAUAUAUACACAUAUUUGUUUAAUUUAUUUAGAAAAAAUUU
Vanessa atalanta (red admiral) is the source of this 778-nucleotide messenger RNA. Its product is annotated as isochorismatase domain-containing protein 2-like. Gene Ontology annotation, cellular component: cytoplasm. NCBI's taxonomy places the organism in Eukaryota, Metazoa, Arthropoda, Insecta, Lepidoptera, Nymphalidae. The transcript has 4 exons. The record is from RefSeq and is a predicted model, not a curated record. The coding region runs from base 135 to 734 and encodes 199 amino acids.